Camelina sativa (false flax) is the source of this 1533-nucleotide messenger RNA. Its product is annotated as basic leucine zipper 2. The record is from RefSeq and is a predicted model, not a curated record. Gene Ontology annotation, biological process: regulation of DNA-templated transcription. NCBI's taxonomy places the organism in Eukaryota, Viridiplantae, Streptophyta, Magnoliopsida, Brassicales, Brassicaceae. Gene Ontology annotation, molecular function: DNA-binding transcription factor activity.
UUGGGGUUUUAUACAUUCAUUCAUGAUUCCUAACAUACGCAGGGCAGCUCUCAGCUCAGCUGUGAGAGCAAAUUAAAAAUAAAAGCCAAACGAAUAAAUUCUCCUCCUUUUUAUUUUAUUUUGUUUGCAACUUGGGAGCUUUACUGACUAAUUAAUUACCCUUAUUGCUUCUCCUACAUUCUCGUUUCGCUCUCUUUUACUCCGCAUUGCUCCUCGCCUCCUCCUCUUCCUCCUCGUCUCUGUCUCUCACUCUUUUUUAUCUUCGCCGCGAUUAUAUUGUUCUUUCCUCGAGGAGUUUCUGAAUCAUGUCAAGGCCUGCUCAGCUUCCUCCUCGUUGCCCGAUUCCAAAGAAGCUAUCUUUGAAUCCGGUUGCAGAUACGUUUUACUCUUCUUCCUCACCUAUUGAAUCAUACAUUGGUCAAUACAAGUCUUCUUCUACUCAAGAUUCAAGGCUUGAGGAUCAACCUGCUUGGCUUGAUGAGUUGCUCUCUGAGAAAACUGAUGGGAUGAUGCUCACUGGAGGUGGAGGUCCCCUGCGCCGCUCUGCUAGCGACUCUGUUGUUCUUUUGGGAGACAUCUCAGCUAGCUUUUCUGGUUUUAACCAAAGUGAGGAUGAAGAAAGUUUGACUUCUGAAGCUUGUGGGGAGUUGGAGUCUGCUUGUGUAUAUGGUCCCAACUCGCCAAGAGCUAGGAACAACUCAAGCUUCUCUAACAACCCUAUUGCUUCCGCCUUUUCGGAUUAUGGUUCUCAGAAACCUCCUCAGAACUUGGAUGAUACAGUGAAAGGGAUAGAUUUUUCAUCUGUUGGUGACAAUGCUUGCAGUUCAAUGGGCAUACCAAAUGCUAAAAGGAACCCGGGACAGCGUUCGAGAGUUCGUAAGCUCCAGUACAUUGCUGAACUUGAAAGGACGGUAGCUAUGUUGCAGACAGUGGAAGCUGAUUUAUCAGUGAGAGUGGCUUCACUUCUUCAGACACGCGCAACGCUGUCCCUGGAGAAUAGCCAGUUGAAGCAGCAGAUGGCAAUACUAAAGCAGGACAAGCUCAUAAGGGAAGGUGAGUAUCAGUUACUGAAGAAGGAAGCUCAGAGAUUGAAAUGUGGACCGGGAUACUUAGGGAGCAAUAACAACAAUAACAGGCUGGUCAGAUCAUUUUCUGCUGGUUCAAAUGUAGCUCCAAGGACAGCUUCGUCCCACUUGGACUGGAAUUUGCUAGAUCUGACCAAACUCAAUCUCAACUGAAAGACAAAAACCCUCCACAAGAAUAAGUAGCUUAAAGGAAUUCAGGAGUUAACAGUUCUCUGUUUGAAAAAAAGGACAAAUCUUUGUCGAUUUGUAUAAAUAUGAUUUAGGAGUAUAAAAACAUUCCACUUAAAGCUUCCCCACAUUCUGAGUCGAAAGCAUGGGACGAAGUCUAUUUUAGCUAAAAUGUUCUGAUGUUACGUUUCUAGGGGAAACUAUAUGUAACGGUUCUGAUGUUGUAGUUCAUGAAGUAAUUGUGGUGGCUCUGAAUGAGUAUUCUUCAUUUUCUGGUGUU